GGUCUUGGCUCUGACUGUAGUUCUAACCUCUCUAUGUAUUCAAGGAGUUUUUAGAGGACCAAAAUAUUUACGUUGGUGCUGGCUGCCAAUCACAUCCCGAAUGUAACAUCAUAAUUGUAGUUCGUAAUCAUAUUGACGCUGUAGUGCCCGCCACUGUCAAAAGUGUUAUGAAUGGAAUACUCUUUCUUCUGAUAAAGUUAUAAUUGGUAAAUGCAUUGUGAUUGUUGUUUGAUAUUUUGAUUUAACAGUUCACCUGAAUUGUUAUCCCUUGGACUUACAUAAUAAUGGAUUGUGAUGAUUCUUCACAAACUUAACUCACUAACAGAGGCAGGAUGGGGCUGUGGCAGGCAUUGUCACGUCGGAAGGCGCUGGAUGGAGAACAGUCAGAGCUGGGCAAAGUGUUGUCUACUGUCGAUUUGAUAGCACUGGGUGUCGGCUCUACGCUCGGGGUGGGAGUGUACGUGCUUCCUGGUAUCGUCUCCCGAGAUAUCGCAGGUCCUGGUGUAGUCCUUUCGUUCUUGUACGCAGCCUACAAUGCCCUCCUUACAGGCUUCUCCUACGCUGAAUUAGGAGCACGGAUACCCAAGGCCGGCUCGGUGUAUAGUUACAGCUAUGUCACCAAUGGAGAGUUGGUGGCCUAUACCAUUGGCUGGAACCUCAUCAUAAAGUAUCUUACUGCUGGUGCCAGUGUGGCUCGUGGAUUCAGCGAACACUUGGCCCCCUUGCUUGGGAACAUCAUGGGUGCCAACCAUACCAUUUUCCGGGCCAACCACCCCAUAUAUGUUCAAACCGUCUCUGACUACGUAGAUGUCUUUGCGUUAAUCAUCGCAGUGCUAGUUAGCGUUGCCCUAGCUUUCGGAGUGAAGCAAUCUCUGGUCCUCAAUAAUGUACUAACCGCUGUCAACUGUGCUGUUGUACUGUUUGUCAUAAUUAUUGGAGCCAUAUACGCUAACUUCAUGAACUGGGAAAUACCAUCUUCUGAGGUUCCCGUUGGCUAUGGGGACGGAGGGUUCUUGCCCUAUGGAUGGGAUGGAACAUUGAUAGGAGUGUCAACUUGCUUCUAUGGCUUUGUUGGGUUCGACAUCAUCACUACUUCAGGAGAAGAGGCACGGAACCCAAGUCGAGCGAUCCCCGUCUCGAUAAUCGUCUCUCUGCUGAUCAUAUUCUUGGCGUACUUUGGCGUCUCCUCCGUGCUGACAUUGAUGUGGCCCUAUUACCUUCAGGAUGUGGGAGCACCACUGACUCAUGUCUUCACGGAACUGGGCCUAGACUGGGCUAACUGGGUGGUCACCAUUGGUGGUCUGCUUGGUCUUAGUGCCAGCCUGAUUGGAGGGAUGUUUCCUCUACCAAGGGUGCUGUACGCCAUGUCGAAAGAUGGACUACUGUUCAAGUUCUUGAGCCGUGUUCACCCUAGAUUCAAGACACCCUUCGUCGCAACAAUCUUAUCUGGGAUCUUAAUAGGUACGAUGGCUUUCAUGUUCAGUCUCAAGGACCUGUUUGAUCUCAUGUCCAUGACCUCCCUAGUGGGCUAUAACCUCGUUUCCAUUUCCGCCCUCGUUCUCAAAUACCGCACGGAGGCAGAGCGUCAACUACAGGAAUUUACUUCAGACUCAGAGAGUUCACCUCUGCUGCAGUCUUCAACCUUCAAGAGGUUCACCCAACCUUUUGAGACAAAAGGCAAAGGUCCUCACAAGUCUCCUUUUGCAAGUACUGGGUUCACCGUCUUCAUUCUCACUGUGGCGUGUGGACUCUUGGCGUUCACUCUGGCCUCUAUGCAGAAUGUUGCCUCGGUUCUCACCCUGUCUCCUUCUUCCUCUUUUUCUUCUUCUACGAUGUCUCCUUACUUUGCUUACAUUUUGGUGCUGAUCAUCGCUUUCAUCCUCAUCAUGUUCAAGAGGAUACCUGACCACUCAACUUCUACAAAGCAUCCAAAAAAGUUCCAGACGCCUGGCUCGCCGUUUACUCAAACUUUCAACAUAUUUGUCAACAUCUACCUCAUGUGCCAUAUUGAUCUGUCCAUCUGGUAUCGUCUGCUUAUCUUGCUUGCAGCAGGUUUGGUGAUAUACUUCAUUUAUGGGCUGCGACACAGCAACGAGAACCAAAACAGAACACUUUCCCAGGUCGAAUACGAGAAACUACAGUACAUUGAGGAAAUCCAGUCUGGAGAAGUGAGCACAGCUCGAGUCAUCAAUAGUCAAGUCGUCGACGCUCAACACGUGAAUCUAGGCGUUACUGUAGUUAGGAUUUGAUCCAUCCACCUCAAGUGUUCAUCAUACUUGGUCAUUAGGAUAAGUUUAUUGCAUUCCUUAGUAGAGGCUGCUGUAUAUUGGACCAAACAUCUUUGGUCGUCAGAUUUUUUCAUCCCAAUAUCUCUCAAUUUGUGAUAUGCCAUCAAACAAGUGCAGUAAUAUAGAAUAUUAACGUUUCGUAAUAACAAAAGUAAACUGCAAAUGUGUAAUCAUACAUAGGUUGUUUGUUAUUGACGAUUGAAGGUUUGAAAGAAUAAUAGGAUUUUGGACAUAUGCCAUCGUUAUAUGUUGCAAAAUUUAUAGCACUACGUUUCAAUAAUUGCAAUAUGAUCUCUAUCUCAGGUGAAAUGCUAACCUAACACAUAACUAAAAUCUAGGUUAAAGUACACAAAUCAUACCAGAGCUGAUUGGAAUCCGUCCAGGCAUUGUCACUGCACAGGAAGUCAGACGCGAGGAUGAGAAGUCGAGCUCACAAUCAUCACACCAGCACAUGCGUAAAUGGGAUACUAACAAGAAAAUCAAUGUCGCCACCUUCUUUGCAUCGCACCAUGUCACCUGAAAUAAUGGGACAGGAAGGCGAUGGUCAGGAGGGAGAAGGAUAAAGGCAGCUGCUUCCGGUCCUAUGUUUUGGUCCUAGACCUUAGUAUCAUGGUGCAUAUAUGAAUUUUGUUGGUAGUUUUGUUUAGUUGUUAAAUUUGUUCAUUCCAUUGAAUCUUUCAUGUUUGCUUAGUCCAAUUGCAAGAGUUUUCAUCCAUUUUAUUUGUCAAGAAUUGAGAAUAAAUUAACACGUUCACGACGACGUUCUCUCGGGUACACACGAUCUUUCACAACUGCCGUUGUGUACCCAAUCGGAUACACACCAGGCUUUCUGUAGCCCUACGGGGUACACGUUAAUAUACAUUUCCCUAUUGCGUUUUUAUUGUUUUACUGUCUUGGUGGUUUGUUAAAUUUGAUCCCGCACUUAAAUAAAUGCCUCAGACUGUCAUGUACCCCAUCGGGGGCACAAUUGCUUAAUUUUUAAAGUAAAUUAAUUUUUUUAGGUACCCCUUGGUGUACACGGGGAAAAAUUGAAAAACAUAAUGAAAUAAUUGUUUUUGUGCAAAAUCGUGAGCCUACGUACCUUUAUUUUUAUACUUAAGACGUUUGACAUAAAAAGACUUUUGCCAUUAUUUUUUAAAAUUUCACGGCAAAUAAAAAAGUACUGAAAAAAGCUGUUGUCGUAAACGUGUUAACAGGAGGUAACUGAGAAUUAAGAAAUAUAGUAGCUAAUAAAAACAAAUGUGUAAUAAGCUACAUGUCAGAGAGAGCAGACAUCUGGUUGGGCUGGCAUGUGUUCAAUAAGCAAACAGAAAACGAUUAAUUUUUAACGGUUUUCACUCAAUCAGUUCAGCUUAUGAUUUAUUUUCUAAUGAAAUUGUGUUCGCAUAGUUUUGAAGCAGUCUAGCAGCACAUUUCAAUGACUGAAAAUAGUGGUGCUAAUAAAAGUCUUUCUGAAUUAUAUUAUAUGAAUACUGUGAUUAUGGAAGGUUGUGCGUCUUACCUGCCACUUUAAGGUUUUGUUGAUCAGAAAAUAAUGAGCUAGUCAACUUCUAUAUUAUUUAAGCAGUGCUUUUUUCUUGUAUUUAGACAAUAUAUCUGUUACUUUUCUUCUUCGGGUUAUUAUUAAGAUUGAACUUGUUGUUUGAUUGUUUGUAAACUUAACUUUAGUUAUUUCAAUUUCAGAAAUAAAAUUUUAAUGACACAA
Molecule: messenger RNA, 3993 nt
Organism: Homalodisca vitripennis (glassy-winged sharpshooter)
Lineage: Eukaryota; Metazoa; Arthropoda; Insecta; Hemiptera; Cicadellidae
Product: high affinity cationic amino acid transporter 1-like
Exons: 13
Coding region: 333-2249 (638 amino acids)
Biological process (GO): transmembrane transport; amino acid transport
Cellular component (GO): plasma membrane
Molecular function (GO): amino acid transmembrane transporter activity
Source: RefSeq, a predicted model, not a curated record